AUGCAUGAACUCUCGAUAAACAUUGACACAAAGGAGCUCGUCUCAUCCGACAUGGCAUUAUUAAAUCAACAGCUACCAGAAAAUAAUGUUAAAGAAGACAUAUCAGAGCCUCCAAUAGGGUCUUCUUCGACUACCAGAAGGUUUGCCUAUGCUUUAGCAUUGACCAUGAUCUUUAUUACAUUCUAUAGUUUUCCAAUGCAUCAUCAUUUUCACGGUCGUGGUGGCAAAAAUGCUCGCUAUGUGUGGUGGUGUGGGUGGCUCACAGCUGUUGCUACGGGCCUUGGAGCUUUACCAUUCUAUUGGAUUCAAAAUAUCGACAAAUUCUGGCUUGGUAUUUGCAAUGGUCUAGCAGCGGGUAUGAUGAUUGCUGCAACGGGUUGUUUAUUCCAUGAAGGAUUAUACGUUUCACAUGCAACAAAUUAUGGAGUCUCGGUGACCUAUCGUCUCUUUUUAGGUGCCUUUUUAGGCGUAUUGUUCAUUAAAUUCACCAAAGUUUUCUUGGAAGAUUAUGAGAACGUGACGGUGUGUGGGCUAAAAGGUCUGGAUGCCCGUAAAGCGCUGCUGAUCAUGGCUGUCAUGACCCUACAUUCGGUGUCGGAAGGUAUUGGUGUAGGUGUUUCAUUCGGUGGUGAAGGUGGUAUUCGUCGUGGCCACAUUGUCACGAUGACUAUGGCAAUCCACAAUAUACCUGAAGGUGUAGCAAUUAGCCUGUCGCUCGUACCACGUGGACUGAGCGUCUUUUACGCUGUGCUGUGGUGCAUCAUGUCCAGUGUACCACAGCCAAUCUUCGCGGUGCCGGCCUUCCUGUUCGUGGAGCACUGGCUGCCUAUUUUGCCAUGUGGUCUGGGUUUUGCUGGUGGCGCGAUGGCUUACGUGGCGGUACGAGAAUUACUGCCCGAAUCGCUUGAGGACACCAAGUCAAUUCCCACGACAGUGUCAGCCACUACGUUCGCUUUCAUGGUGUUCCUGACUAUCCAGAUUGCGCUUAGCGGCUCCAUUUAG
Molecule: messenger RNA, 1002 nt
Organism: Peronospora farinosa
Lineage: Eukaryota; Oomycota; Peronosporomycetes; Peronosporales; Peronosporaceae
Source: the annotation of a GenBank genome assembly